Messenger RNA from Plasmopara halstedii, 915 nucleotides. Its product is annotated as Serine/threonine protein phosphatase. The record is from RefSeq and is a predicted model, not a curated record. The transcript has 9 exons. Lineage: Eukaryota; Oomycota; Peronosporomycetes; Peronosporales; Peronosporaceae. The coding region runs from base 1 to 915 and encodes 304 amino acids.
AUGUCGUUGCUGUUGCAACGACUUCGCCAUGUGCGCUCGAAUCGGCGGUGGCUGAGCUUAGAGCGAAAAGUACAGCGAGCUUUUCAUCUUAGCUCGGGUGCUUGUGGUCUACCACAUCCGCAAAAGCGAGCCACGGGUGGUGAGGACGCCUGGUUCAUUAGUGGCAAUACAGUUGGUGUUGCAGACGGCGUUGGCGGAUGGGCACGCAAGGGCAUAGAUUCGGGCGAGUAUUCGCGCACGCUCAUGAGAUCCGCGAAGCAAGUACUAACAAAAUCAACCAUGGUGCCAACGCCAUUGCAAGUGUUGACGAUGGCGUAUCACAACGCCCAGUGUCCCGGUAGCUCUACAGCGUGUAUUGUGCAGCUGAAAGACUUGUCAUUACAGGCAAUUAAUUUAGGCGACUCGGGUUUUCUCCUGUGUAGAUUGCAGCCAGAUAAAAUAGCGGAAGGCGCGCUUAGGUGGCAGAUUGUGCAUGAGAGUCCUUGUCAGUGUCACUAUUUCAAUUGUCCUUUUCAACUUGGCUUUGGGACAAAUGGAGACGAGCCAGAUAUGGGCGAAAUUUUUGAUCUUGAGAUUCAGGAAGGCGAUGUGGUCGUGCUUGGGACCGAUGGACUAUUUGACAAUUUAUUUCCAAAGCAAAUUGCAAGUCUUCUUGACUCGGUUUUACCACCAAAGCUGGAGCUGGACCAGCGUAGUAUGGAGAAGGUGGCAUCAUGCAUUGCGCACACUGCUCACAAGGCUGCAAAAAGUACAAAAACCAAGACUCCAUUUUCGGUGGCGGCACAGCAAGCAGGCUAUGAGUAUAUUGGGGGAAAGAUGGAUGAUAUAACUGUUGUGACGAUGCGUCAGUCCACUGCAUACACAUGUAAAAAGUUUUAUGCCGAUCGAGAAAGUCGAUUACGUUCCUUAUCAUGA